UAAUGGAUGUUUAACCAAAGAUGCCUUAGGUAACCAGUAUUUAUAACUCUACUGUUACCAAGCAGACAUAACAAGACAAUUCAAAAGUUGUUCUCAUUAAUAGCUUACAAGUGAUCGAUACAGCAUUAGUAAAUGAUUUACAAACUAUUAAGAAAGCUACUAGUUACAACUUAUAACCCCUUUAUAAAGGGUGACCCAUUAGAAACUGGCACUCAGUUGGUCUACUUCUUUUCAACAUAUAUAAUAAAGCCAUUCUGAUUUAGUCAUAACUUUUUUAGUAACCAGGGAUAGGCUUUGAGUGAUGGAUAAGAGCACGAUGGGCCUUUGUUUUGUGUUUAUAUGUUUCCCUUUCUUUAUACCUGUGGCAGACUAACUUGCCAUCCAGCUUGAGUUUACAUUUGUCGUUUCUGUUUUUUUCCCUCUCUGGAAUUUUCCUUUGUAUAAUGCACUGACAAAAGCUCAGGUGAUUUCCGCAUGAGUGACUUUGGGAGGAGGGUGGUCAAAGUUCCAAGUCCAAAGUCAACAAACAACCACAGUCUUAAGAUGAAGGAUCCUAUUAGCACCUGCUCUUAUAACCAACUGUAUCAAAAUGUGAAACGAUUUUCAAAAACUGGGGAGUACUUUUGCAAAGAACUUCUGGCAGUUUUUCAGCAAAGAGCUGAGCUGGAACUUACUUAUGCUAAAGGACUGCAAAAACUUGCUGGCAAACUCAUCAAGGCCUCCAAAGAAAUGUCAAACAAUUCCACCUACAGUGCCUGGUGUCAUGUGUCAGAUGAGAUGUACUCAAGAGCAGACGCCCACAGAUCAUUAGGAAAGGCAUUUCAGCAAGAAGCAAUUCUGGAAAUCCGACAAAUCUUAGACGAGCAUAAUAAAAGGAAGAGGCCCCUUGACAGUGCCAUUGAAAGAACUGGAAAACUUGUUACUGCUAAUUGGAGUGAGCAACUCAAGAUAAAGAAGAAAUUAGCUGGACUAACAAGAGAACACGAGGCUCUGUUCAACUUUGUUGAGAACAACAAACACAUUUGCACAGAAAAGGAAAAACAAAAGAUGCUCAUCAGGCUGACUAAGUCGGCAGAAAUGCAGGCGCGGGUGGAUGAGGAGUACUUUAAUAUCAACAUUGAUGGUCAUCAGAUGAGACUCAAGUGGGAAAACACGCUGAAGAACUGCUACCAGAUCAUACAGGAGCUGGAGAAACAGCGAAUUGAAGUUCUGUGCAACAUUUUGAAUAGAUACAACCUUCACAUGUUCAGCAUUGGGCAGACCCUCAAACAUGGCCAAAGACAGAUAGAACAGUUGGUCCAAAGGGUGGAUAUGGAUAAGGAUAUACAAACCCUGGUGGAGGAAAACAGAAUCACAGCUAGUGAUAACAAAGUCGAAUUUUUGAUGGCUGAUUAUUUUGAGGAGGACAGCAAAUCACUGAUGGGAAAAGACCGAAGACGAGAGGCCAUCAAACUCAAACUCCAACGUCUGGAGGACAAUAUUACAAGAACAAAGAAAGACUGUGAAGGAAUUGAAAAACUGAUGAAAAUGUACUCUGAAAAUCCUUCAUUCUCAAACCAAAAGAACCUUGAGGAAACUGAACAGCAGCUUGAUGAGAGUACUCUAAAACUGGAUCUCCUCGAGGCAACUCACUACAAACUCUCUGUAUCACUGUCUGAAUUAGAAGGAAAAGCCAAGUCCUUUCACCGAUUCGGUGACAGCAUUGUGAAAUGGAAAGAUAAGGACUGCGAGCAUAGUGUUGUUCAACUGACUCGACAAGUCAAACUCAGGAGGACACCAUUCAGAUCCCGACAGUCACUGAGAGCUUCCAUCAUUUACAAAGGACCGGCUCAGUUUGUGACACAGCAGUCCGUGGAGCCUUCACUAGGUGCCAGUGACCAGGUCACCUCCACAGCUUCAACACAUGAAACUGAAGCGAUAGAGUGUGGCAGCACUGUUAAUGGAGCCCUGGCUCACACAGGUGAUGACAAAGGACAGGGUCAAACAACAUCAAAGUUGUGCAGUAUAGGAAAAUGCAAGGCCCUCUACAAUUUCACACCUGAACAGGAUGAUGAAUUGACUUUGAAAGAGGGAGCUCUUCUAAACAUUUACACAAAGGAGGAGAAUGGUUGGUGGUUUGGUGAACUUAACGGGCAGACAGGUCAUUUCCCAUCAGCCUAUGUUGAGGAGCUGCCUGUGUUAAGCAUUGCCAAUUCAUCCGAUGCCUGA
This is a messenger RNA of Xiphias gladius (swordfish), 2208 nucleotides long. It is a transcript of the gene nostrin, whose product is annotated as nitric oxide synthase trafficking. NCBI's taxonomy places the organism in Eukaryota, Metazoa, Chordata, Actinopteri, Istiophoriformes, Xiphiidae. The transcript has 16 exons. Gene Ontology annotation, biological process: signal transduction. Gene Ontology annotation, cellular component: plasma membrane; cytoplasm. Gene Ontology annotation, molecular function: protein binding. The record is from RefSeq and is a predicted model, not a curated record. Bases 475 to 2208 code for a protein of 577 amino acids.